Messenger RNA from Gastrolobium bilobum, 1356 nucleotides. Its product is annotated as aspartic proteinase CDR1-like. Bases 1 to 1356 code for a protein of 451 amino acids. The transcript has a single exon. NCBI's taxonomy places the organism in Eukaryota, Viridiplantae, Streptophyta, Magnoliopsida, Fabales, Fabaceae. The record is from RefSeq and is a predicted model, not a curated record. Gene Ontology annotation, biological process: proteolysis. Gene Ontology annotation, cellular component: extracellular region. Gene Ontology annotation, molecular function: aspartic-type endopeptidase activity.
AUGGCUUCUAUAUACUCUAAUGGUAUGAUGUGUGUGAUUUUUCUCUCAUUGUUGUCAUGCCAAAUCUUAGCUUCCCAGAGCAUCUCUAAUGGCUUGUCAUUAGAGCUGAUCCACCCAUAUACUCUAAUUAAAUCACCUCCAUCAUCAAUUCAUAAUCUUUCCAACGGUUCAGAUGCAUUGCAGCCAGACGCAAUCACUCCACCCAUUGAACCAUUGAAAAACAAUGCAGCCAUGCUUGUGAAGGUUGGUAUUGGCACCUUCCCAGGGAAUCCCUCCUACAUAUCGUACUUGUUACUGUUGGAUACUGGUUCUUCCCUCACAUGGGUUCAAUGUGAGGGUUGUGCUGAUAAACAUGAAAGAGGUAGGCAUUGCUAUCCUCAGAAGGAUAAAUUAUUUUCAAAUUCCACGUCUGAAUCUUACAGCGAUCUCCUUGACGACAAGGAUAGGAAGCAGAUACCCUAUAAAAUAACGUACGCUGAUCUUGACAGUUCUGAAGGCGUUCUUGGGAGUGAGACUUUAACUUUCCCAUCUGGUUCUGCUUCUGGUUCAUCAUCUCGUGUUAUGUCCGUUAAGGGCGUAACUUUCGGGUGUGGUCUUAACAAUCGGGACUCGCAUUCGCGUUCUGAUGAAUAUGUUGUGGCAGGGGUAUUUGGCUUCGGAAUCUAUGAUGAUUAUGGAGAAUAUUCUAUUUUGAAGAAACUAGAGCCUAUAAGUGGUGGAAGAUUCUCAUACUGUUUCGUAGGUUACGUGGAGAAACCCCUACCUAUGUAUCUCAGGUUUGGCUCAGAGAUAAAGCCACCGGCAAAUUUGAGAACCACGAAAUUCUUGAAAAGCAAUGAUUAUGGUUACCGUGUGGCUUUGGAAGGUCUUGGCUUUGAAGGGAAGCGACUGGAUAUUGAUCCAAAGGUGUUUGCUCCCGCUCCCAGUGAUAAAAAGCCGGGUGGCUGUUUAAUAGACUCAGGUAGAAGUAUGUCAGCGAUAAUCAAGGAUGCAUAUGAAAAACUUGAAGAGAAAGUGAAGUCACACUUUUCAAGUCUUAAAGAAUUCAAACCUUCUGUUGGUAAAAAAGGUCGUUUGUGUUAUACAAGGUAUCAUGUAAAAGGCUACACCAAAGAUUUACCCACUGUCACUUUCUAUUUUAAAGGUGCUCAGCUGGAUGUACUUCCUGAAGGCGUUUUCCAUAGGGUAGUAGAUUACAAAAAGAAACCACCCGAAGAAACCUUCUGUCUCAUGAUUCGAUCACAUGACAGAUGUACCGCUUUAGGUAAAUUUCAGCAGGUAAAUGUCAAGUUCAUUUUUGAUACCAAAAAUCAGGAGCUGCAGUUCGGGCCUGAAGAUUGUGCCCGAAACGGUUGA